CCAUGUUCUAUGACGAGGAUGGAGAUCUGGCUCAUGAGUUCUAUGAGGAGACAAUCGUCACCAAGAAUGGGCAGAAGCGGGCCAAGCUGAGGCGGGUGCAUAAGAACCUGAUUCCUCAGUUCCUGAGCUGGUGCCAGGCAGGUGACACCGUCUUCCUGUAGCCCCCAGCAUGUGGGCAGGCCUGAGCCCUGCCUGCACACUGGCCCUGGUGUUGACGGCAUGGGCCACGGAGCUCAAGCCCACAGCGCCACCCAUCUUCACGGGCCGGCCCUUUGUGGUAGCGUGGGAUGUGCCCACACAAGACUGCGGGCCACGCCUCAAGGUGCCACUGGACCGAGAGGAGAAAGCCUUCGAUGUGAAGGCCUCACCGAAUGAGGGUUUCGUGAAUCAGAACAUCACCAUCUUCUACCGGGACCGGCUGGGCCUGUACCCACACUUCGAUUCCGCGGGGAAGCCCGUGCACGGCGGCGUGCCGCAGAACGUCAGCUUAUGCGCACACCGGAAGAUGAUGCAGGAGCACGUGGAGCACUACAUCCGUAGACAGGAGCCCGCGGGGCUGGCGGUCAUCGACUGGGAGGACUGGCGGCCCGUGUGGGUGCGCAACUGGCAGGACAAGGACGUGUACCGCAGGUCGUCGCGCCAGAUGGUGGCCAGCCGCCACCCCGACUGGCCGCCGGACCACGUCGUCAAGCAGGCGCAGUACGAGUUCGAGUUCGCUGCCCGGAAGUUCAUGCUGGACACGCUGCACUUUGUCAAGGCAGUCCGGCCUCAGCACCUCUGGGGCUUCUACCUCUUCCCGGACUGCUACAACCACGACUACGUGCAGAACCGGGACAGCUACACGGGCCGCUGCCCGGAUGUGGAGGUCUCCCGGAACGACCAGCUGGCCUGGCUGUGGGCGGAGAGCACGGCCCUCUUCCCCUCCGUCUACCUGGAUGAGAUACUCGCCUCCACCGCCCAUGGCCGCAACUUCGUCAGCUUCCGCGUUCAGGAGGCCCUCCGCGUGGCUCGCACCCACCAUGGCAACCACACUCCGGUGUACGUCUUCACGCGGCCCACGUACAGCCGCACGCUCACGGGCCUCAGCGAGAUGGAUCUCAUCUCCACCAUUGGCGAGAGUGCCGCCCUGGGCGCGGCCGGCGUCAUCCUCUGGGGCGAUGCCGGGUUCACCACCAGCACGGAGACCUGCAAGUACCUCAAGGAUUACCUGACGCGGCUGCUGAUCCCCUACGUGGUCAACGUGUCGUGGGCCGCCCAGUACUGCAGCUGGGCCCAGUGCCACGGCCACGGGCGCUGCGUGCGCCGAGACCCCGGCUCCAGCACCUUCCUGCACCUCAGUGCCAGCAGCUUCCGCCUCGUGCCUAGCCACGCGCCCGGGGAGCCCCCGCUGCGACCGGAGGGGGAGCUCAGCCGGGCCGACCGCGACCACCUGCAGAAGCACUUUCAGUGCCAGUGCUACUUGGGCUGGGGUGGCAAGCAGUGCCAGUGGGACCGGAGGCAGGCAGCUGGAGGUGCCGGGAGGGCCUGGCCUGGGUCCCGCCUCGCCGGCUUGCUGCUUCUGGCUGCCAUAGCGCUCACCUGGACUUUGUAGGGAUCUCUCACCUGGCUUCCAGGCAAGCUGGCCUCUGCCACACGCAUUCUGCCAGGCAUAUAGGAGCCUCCAAGGGGUGGGCAAAUGAGUCCAGAGGGGCAGAGCCCCUGGGAUGCCCAGUAGGGCGUCCGUACCAGCUCUCACCCCCCUGUUCUAAGGGGGAGGGGCAGUCCCCUGAGAAGCCCCUCCUCUCCGUGCCAGAGAGGAAGAGGGGUAUGGCCGGGGAGAACCUGACCCUACUCCCCUGCUCCAGAAUAGUUUAUUAUUGUUAUUAUUAUUAUUAUUAUUAUUUUGGGGUCUCUUUUGUAAAUUAAAUAUAAAACAACUACUUCUGUGCUUGGACUGUCU
Phyllostomus discolor (pale spear-nosed bat) is the source of this 1939-nucleotide messenger RNA. RefSeq names its product hyaluronidase 2 (gene HYAL2). NCBI's taxonomy places the organism in Eukaryota, Metazoa, Chordata, Mammalia, Chiroptera, Phyllostomidae. The record is from RefSeq and is a predicted model, not a curated record. Gene Ontology annotation, biological process: carbohydrate metabolic process; hyaluronan catabolic process. Gene Ontology annotation, molecular function: hyaluronoglucuronidase activity; hyalurononglucosaminidase activity.